UUAACAAUUAUUAAUUUAAGAAUGACUGAUGAACGAAAUUUUCGUUCAUCUUAUUACGAAAAGGUAGGAUUUCGUAGUGUUGAAGAAAAAAGAUCUUUGGAGAUAUUACUUAAAGAACGUCCGUUUGAUAAAGCAAAACUAAAACAAUUUUGCUUACGGUUCACAGUUCCUACUAUAUAUAGAAAUUUUCUUUGGAAAGUAUUAUUAGAUGUAAUACCAGUUUACAUAGAGAGUCAUGAUUUUAUAAUAAAUCAAAGAAAAGCAGAAUUUUGUGACCUACAGAAAGCCUUAAAGGUUACAAAGAUUUUGGAUGAGUACACAAAACCUUAUUUAAUGUUUCUUACUAUGUGGUUAUUGCGUACUAGGAGAGCAAAACUUGAUAUGAGUACUCAAUUAGAAACUCCCUUACAUAGAGCUAUGAGCAGAAUGGCGGAAACAUUAUGGCAUAUUGUUGACAUAGAUUCAUAUGAAGAAAAGCUUGUAGACACCUAUUGGAUAUUAUGUGGCCUUUUAGAUCAAGUACAAAAAUUUCACAAGGAAGUCAGUAGAUUGCAAGAAUGCACUUGUACUUUGUUGGAAAGAGAAGAUCCAGAAUUGUACAAACAUCUUGUUAAAAUUGAAGCAAUUCACAAUAUACCAUAUGAUAUUUGGUUUUGUUCAUGCUUUGCAGGAACAAUAUCUAAUGGUUCUAUAGCAAAAAUAUGGGAUAAAAUAGCUGUAGGUGCAUAUAGAAUUUUAAUCUUUGUCACUGUAGUUACCCUAACAACUUUGAGAAGACUUUUAUUGAGAUGUGAAAAUACAGAUAGUAUUUUAGAUACUAUUUCUAAUUUAACUGAAGAAACUUCUGAAGUAAUUGUUAACAAAGCAAUUGAAUCUUGGCAACAGAGUGGUUCAACAUUAACAACUAUUUCACAAACUGUUUAA
This is a messenger RNA of Eufriesea mexicana, 924 nucleotides long. RefSeq names its product TBC1 domain family member 7 (gene TBC1d7). The record is from RefSeq and is a predicted model, not a curated record. Bases 22 to 924 code for a protein of 300 amino acids. Gene Ontology annotation, biological process: negative regulation of TOR signaling; activation of GTPase activity. Gene Ontology annotation, molecular function: GTPase activator activity. The transcript is spliced from 5 exons. NCBI's taxonomy places the organism in Eukaryota, Metazoa, Arthropoda, Insecta, Hymenoptera, Apidae.